Porites evermanni is the source of this 3757-nucleotide messenger RNA. Lineage: Eukaryota; Metazoa; Cnidaria; Anthozoa; Scleractinia; Poritidae. The record is from the annotation of a GenBank genome assembly.
AUGGCGUUUGACCCGAGUGGGAUUGCAGCACUUUCCGAACUGUUAAAAUCACCAGAAGAGGACGACGAUAGCUCUGAUGUAAGAUAGAAAAAUACUGCUUAAACUUUUUCUUUGAGCCUGGAUGAAAUCUAAAAGUCUUAUUUGUUAUCCUUGAUCGCAGGACGAAAAAAAGCCAGGAAAGAAACUCGUUGCUACGGCGAACCCGGGAAGUAUAGGCCCGCCGAAAAAGAUAGAAAAACCUGGUGAGAAUCUUAUAAGCAGUGACAAAAUGUUUUCCUUAGAUGAAUAACUAUUGUAAAAGUCCACCUGGAAAGAUUUCCGCUUAGCCCAUCAUAUCAUUAUGCAUACAACUCUCGACUCUCUUUAUAUAAUAACUGUUUGUGUGAAGAAAUAGUACGCGAUUGCUGCAUGCAUAAGUUUAAUAGACCUAUGGGACUAUACGGAAAUGCUUCUAUUUAGAAUGUGGACGCGAGAAAGAAGUCUUGAUGGCAAAGAUAAAGACUUAAUCAGUACCGAGGUCGUUAUAAUAUGAAGUUUUGUUUAGUGAUCAAUGACAUACGCACCACAUUGAUUUAAAUAAUUAGGUAAAGAAAAAUCAACAAAGUAAAACAGAACAAUAAGAACAUUCGAGCCUACAAGCACGCCGGGGCAGCUCUUACCCUCUCUGAUAAAUAUUUCUUCCAGUCUUUAUUGUAUAGCAGGUUCUGUGAAUAGCUUUGGUAGGUGCACGUUGUCGUCAAGUUGUUUUUGUUAAUCUUGUGUUGUGAUUCAGCUCUCCAAGCAGGCAAUGGGCCUGUCUUUCUCUCACAGGAUCCUGCAAGCAAUAAAUAUCAUUCUCUCAUCCCACUGGCUCCAAAACAACUUUCAGGCACCACCAAACCUCUCACCACUAAACUCUCCUCCAAUCACUGAGGGUGAAAGCUUGCUUUUAGGAUAUAAAGUCAUUUACAAUAGAUAUUGAAAAAUUAUAGUUAUAUUAAUAAUAUCCUCUCCCCUUUUAAAUAACGAAACAGAGUUUAAGAAUUCCAACUGACUAGAGUCCAACCAGUUGGCUCUUGACAAGAGUGGCACAUCAACAUCAAAAUUGAAUCAUCUAAGGGUCAGGGCAGGACUUGAACUUGGGUCCACCUAACCUCCAACUGCUCAGCCACGCUGCCUCACAUUGACUCUGUCAUCACUGGCAAGAUGGGUGUCGUUCCUGCAAGAAAAAAUUCUGUAGAUGUUAUAAAUCUUAAAUGGUUGAGAUGGUUGGGUGUUUUAUCCAUAUUUAUCUUGCAACUUCCUCUCAGACCAUUAAAAUGUAUCCAGCUACUUUGACCUUAAGCUUUGUCAAGAAUGCAUGUAAAUAAUUAUUGAACUGGAUACUUAGGAUGCCUUCCAGAGUCAAAGGAAGCAACAGACAGCAGGGAUAUUUGGAGUGAAGCAGAGAUACCAGAGGGAGGUCAUGGUGAGGAUGAAUUUGACCCAAGACCAGCCCCAGAGUAAGUAAACUGGCCAAUAAAAGCUUACUCACAAAGAACUCUUGAUUUUAGCACUUCCUUGUGGUACUUUAUCCCACAACUAUUUAUUGACCUUAUAAUAGGGUGUUGCCAGUUCAUUGUCUCUCAGGUGAUGUUUUACUGCCAAGCAUCUGCUCACAGCAUUAUGCUUACAAUUUGUAACCUCUAGUUCUAUUCUGUACAUUAAGCUUGGUUACACAUUAGGCAAUGUGAUUUUGUGGCAGGGACAAAACACCUCAUGUGUACUGAUAAAAUGCAACAGCCAAAUCAUGGUCCAUCAAGGAUCUGGGAUAAACUUUGAAAAAUCAAUCCAGUUUGACUUUAUGCAAUUUCUCACUGCAACUUUGCAGGUAUGAAAUGGUGUUCAAGCAAGCAGUGACUACAGAGGAUAUGUAUCUACAGAUGACUGGCAGAAAUCCAUCUACUGCAAGCUGUGAAGAUUUAGUGGUAGGUAAAUCCUAACAAUGCUCACAGAAUAUGUUUGUGAAAAAUGACUGCUCUCAGCGUAGCUAAGUUGAGUUUUUAAUUCCAGUGGCUACAGUAGUUACUGCACUCAACAUCAGUCCCUGGGUCAAAGCUGUUGCUCGUCUCUAGAACCAUUGUAAUUGAAAUAAUAAACAACACUUUACCUAAAAUUCAAAGUCACAGUUUUACAACAGCCUAAUGUGAAUAGCAAUGUGUGCUUGAAAACGUUCUUUCUUUUUAACUUAAUCACAAAUUUAAAGAUAAAUAAAUAAAUAAUUGAACAACUGAAAUUAUUAAUAUCAAUUAGAUAUUCUUUUUUUUUUGAAGAGCUAGGUCUCUUAAUAUCUGUAAAUGAUAAAGCCAAGAAGAUUCCAUGCAGUCUUAGGUUUGACCCAAUUUUUAGCUUUCCCUUGCAUUGGCCUUGCAGAUAAAAAUCAAGCUUCCAGAUACAGAGUACAAUGAUGUUAAUUUGGAUGUCACAGACACAUUUCUCGACUGCAGAACUCCUAAAUAGUAAGUGAAAAUAGAAAAUGGAAUUAAAAGCUCGAGACCAUUAGGACCAGCGUAAGCUGUGACAGAAGCUAUUUCUGCCUUAAAGAGAGUUGAGUUACCCAGAAAAUAUCAAAAUUGGCUUGUGCAAAUGAAGAAGUAAUAUAUUUUGUGGAGACAAAAUCCAGCUUGAUGAGGUUUUUAAUUAGCUACUUAAGCAUCCCUCUUAAAAGAAAUGUCUAACAGGGGUAUCCACCUUCCACGGGAGUGGCCAUCUUACAAGACUGUCCAUGUUACAGAAGCAACCUCUUUGUGUUCCCUUGUCCCAACACUGCCCACAGCAGUCAAAUGAGAGGAAUGUUAACAACCCUACCCCCAAUGAUCUCUCCAAGUUGUCACAAUGUUGUUUUUAAAAUAUCUUUCCACACAGUUAAUGCUAUUAUCUUUUUCAGCAAACUUGGUGUACAUCUUCCCCACCCAGUGGACAGUAAAAAUGGCAAAGCACAGUGGGACAAAGACAGGGAGCUACUAACAGUCACAGUGCAACUUGUUCGAGAAUAUGACUUCCUCACAAAGUGAAAGAUAAGAACUUCAGUGUUUUAGUAAAGCAUUCUUUGGCUUGGUUCAAUAUCAGGGUAUUACAAGAUUUGUAAGAAAAAGAAAUGUUGCUGGUUGGUAUCCAAGAAUAGCAAUGGCCAUGAUGUUAACUCAAGGCUGUGUUUCUCCAAGAUUCUGUGGCUAUUGUCUGGAUUCAUUUACCUCGUGUCUCUCCAUUUGCAAAAGGCAUAUUUUUUCUCCUGCAUGUUUCUUGUCAAUGAUUGAUGAAGAAAGUGUUAAGUGCAGUGUUCAGGACAAUGGAAAGUCAUGAAGAUAGGAUAAUUCUCAUCCCCAGAGCCCCUCUGUCCUUUUAGCUGAUGGAGGCCUGGGAAUACAGCUCAUACCCAACAGCUAAGUGGGGACAGGUGCCUGCUAGUGAAAGCAGUGAACGUUUGCAUCAGCAGGAUAGGAUCAAGUUGUUUUAUGGACCGUCACAGUGAAGUGGUGGUUAUCUGCUCUUUCUGAUGGUCAAAACUUUCCACUGGGCUAAAAUGUGCCAAAUGAACCCGUUGAUGCAAUAAGAAUGGACUGAAAUAAUUAUAUGAAACUGGUUAAGGCUUUUAUGAUCAGAAAUUUACAGUCAAUGAAAUAAUUUUUUGCCAUAAGAACUGAGUUAUUCCAACGAAACAAACUUUUAAACAAACAUAUUAGAAUUAAAAACAGUAUUCUCAAACUGUGACUAAUUCAAACAGAGAAAGCAAAGGGAA